Messenger RNA from Boleophthalmus pectinirostris (great blue-spotted mudskipper), 2366 nucleotides. RefSeq names its product GRAM domain-containing protein 2A-like. NCBI's taxonomy places the organism in Eukaryota, Metazoa, Chordata, Actinopteri, Gobiiformes, Gobiidae. The transcript is spliced from 11 exons. Gene Ontology annotation, cellular component: organelle membrane contact site; endoplasmic reticulum membrane; extrinsic component of cytoplasmic side of plasma membrane. Gene Ontology annotation, biological process: regulation of store-operated calcium entry. Bases 1 to 828 code for a protein of 275 amino acids. Gene Ontology annotation, molecular function: phosphatidylinositol-4,5-bisphosphate binding. The record is from RefSeq and is a predicted model, not a curated record.
AUGAUAUUAAAGAGUCUAUGGGCAAGUUUGCUCAAGACAGUCAGUAAAUACAACUCUCAGUAUCACAAACUCUUCCAGACUGUUCCCAAAGAGGAGAUCCUCAUGAAAGUUUACUCUUGUGCCUUACUGCGGGACAUCCUCCUUCAGGGACGCCUGUACAUCUCCAGACACUGGCUGUGUUUUUAUGCAAAUCUGUUUGGAAAAGACAUCAAGGUGUGUAUCCCUGUGGUGUCUGUUCGUUUGGUAAAGAAACACAAAACUGCAGGACUGGUUCCCAAUGGCCUCGCCAUCACCAUAGAUACGGGUCAGAAGUACGUGUUUGUGUCGCUGCUCUCCAGAGACAGUGUGUACGACGUGCUCAGGAGGAUCUGCACACACCUCCAGGUGAAUGGAAAAAGUCUGAGUCUGAAGCAGUAUCUGGAGGAGCCCAGUUCACUGUCAAUGGAUGAGUUUCCGGAGGUGCUCAAGUGGAGGAGGGAACCGUCUCUGUCCAACGUGUCGUCUUCACUGCCCGAUCUUUUGGGAAACUCUGCUCCAGGACUAAACCCCGCCCCCACCGUCUUCAGCACGCACACACUCACCGACAGCAGCCUGGAGCCAGAGAAAAUCCUCCUGACUGAACCAGUGCCUGAACUGGGCUACACCGAGUAUCAGCUCCUCAAGCUCUUCGUCCUGCUAGUGCUGGUGCUGGUGUUGUCCUCCUGUUACUUGGCCUUCAGAGUGUGUCGUCUGGAGCAGCAGCUCAGCUUCCUCAGCAGCCAGCCCCCGCUCCGAGAGAGGUGCGGGGAGGUGCCGUGCUGGUUGGCCAAUCACAAAACAGGAACCUGACCAAGAAACCAGUGAGAGAGUUACUGACCUGACUUCUUCUACACUUCUGUUGGAGAGCAGAGUUGGCACAUAUUUGGAGUAGAUGACGUCACUGUUAAAGUAGAGCCACUGGCUCCGCCCACUCCCGGGGUGUAAAAAAUAUUUUGAUGGAAAAAUAGUUAGUUUUAGAUUUUUAUAGACGGUUACUAACACAUUUAUGGCUGGAUUUUGGUCUUAUUUUGAAAUAGAAAUGGUGAUGUGUUUUAAGGCAUUAUAAUUUAUUAGACCUUUAUAAAAAAAAAAAAAAAACAGCUCAAAAUCCAGAUGCUUUUUAAAUAUGGAAUGUCAUGUAACUGUCAUUUAUAUGAACAUUUUGCAGUGACUAAACACAACUCUUAGACCUUCAGGAAUUUCAAAAUGACAUUUAAAUUUUGAAUGCAAAUUUAAAUAAUAAUGUCAUGGACAGAGAGGUAUUAUUUUUAGCAUAAAAUGCUGUGUAAAUGAGUGGCCGUGUAAAUAUAGAAUUAUUUGAAAAUGAAGUGUUGCUAAGAUUUAUAUUUAUUUGUUUUUACAGUUUUUAAAGGGUGUAAAAGUUACAUGAAUCAAGCGAAACAGGACAUCUUCCCAGGCAUUUCAAAUAGAAUGUAUUUGGAGUACAGUUUGGAGAAGGGAAAUGCUUCUCCGUGAGAGGCAUACAGGAGUACACAAAAUACAGUUUAGGGACCUAUUAGCUAAACUAUAAUGGAGUUAGACGACUUUAGAUGGUUCAUAACCAUCCAGUCCAUUUCACAAUCUGCUCAGCUUUGGGCGCCCCCUACUGGACACAGGGCCCAUCUGCUUGGUUACAACUGUUGAACUUUAAUCUACUGUGGGGCUGUCAAAAGUAUCAAAAGUCAAUCGAUACUAAAAUUAAUAUCAAAACUAGAUACUCAUUUGAGCAGGUAUCAAUAUUAAAAUUGAGCUGGAUCAGAACAAGUAGAAGAGCACAUAGACUAGGGAACACACAUGUACCAGUGAGGAUUACACACAUGGAAAACACAUGGGAAUAUGAAAGAAAAAACACCAUUUAAUGUUGAAAAUCAAACUCUGUUCUAAUGAUCAUCAUCAGUAUUGAGUAUUGGGUCUAUUCCUUAGUGUUGAAAUCAAGUUUGAAAUUGUACUAUCAUAACAACACCAAUCUAUGGCCUUUAUAAUUGUGAAAAUGUGAAAAUACAUAAGAAAGCAGAGGGGAUGUAGCAGAAGUCAGAUAGUGUUAGUCACGCUUCUGUCUGCUGCUCCAGUCCCUUUUACAGAAGCACAUUUACAUAGUCCUGCCCCUUUAAACUUUCUUUAUUUGUAUAUUUAAGUGCCAAACGUGAGAUGGUUUCAUGAAGUGAAUGUUGUAAAGAGAAUCCGUUUGCCCGGGUUCUUGCUGUAGUGAAGUCUUGAGUGAAAUAAGAUAAGGGUGUAUUUAAUGUGGGAAAGUUGGAGUCAUGUUUUUGGAUGUUCCUGUGAAAAAUGUGAAGAGGAGGUUGUAUUGUAAAUGUACUGUAAACUGUAACAUAAAGCGCUCACUCUAA